Sorex fumeus (smoky shrew) is the source of this 1536-nucleotide messenger RNA. Its product is annotated as tripartite motif-containing protein 75-like. The transcript has 2 exons. Gene Ontology annotation, molecular function: zinc ion binding. The record is from RefSeq and is a predicted model, not a curated record. Bases 1 to 1536 code for a protein of 511 amino acids. Lineage: Eukaryota; Metazoa; Chordata; Mammalia; Eulipotyphla; Soricidae.
AUGGAGGUGUGGGAAGCCCUGGCCAAAAUGCAGCCAGACCUCAUCUGUCGCAUCUGCCUGGACUACAUCAAUGACCCUGUCACCAUCGACUGCGGCCACAGCUUCUGCGACUCCUGCAUCCACAUGUCAUCGAAGGAACUGCAGGACACAUUCCCUUGUCCCGUGUGCCCGCAGUCCCGCCAGGAGAUGCGCGUCAGUGCCAACGCCCAGCUGGGCAGGCUGGUGGACCUGGCCAAGCUCCUGCACAGCUCCAGGAGCAGCGAGAUGGCAGUGGCAGAGGAGGGCAGGUGUGAGGAGCACAGGCAGGGAGUGAGCCUCUUCUGCGAGGAUGACCAGGAGCUGGUGUGUCCCCAGUGCGCCCAGGGCCCUACCCACCAGAGCCACCAGGUCAGGUCCAUAGGCGAGGCAGCGGCUCAUCACAGACAGAGGCUUGGUGACUGCAUCAAGUCCCUGAAGAAGCAGCUGGUAGAGCUGCAGAAGCUAGAAGUCGCCCAAGACAGAAACAUCCUGCAGCUGAGAGAGGACAUGGGAAAGCACAGGAAUCAACUGGCCUUGGAAUUUGAGCAGCUCACCCAGUUUGUGGAGCGUGAGCACGAGGCCGCGCUCUGCAGGCUGACAGAAGAGGACAAACGCCUGCAGCAGCAGCUCAGGGCCAACCUGGAGGCCUACUCGGACCACAUCUCGGAGCUGAAGGACCUCAGACGGGAGGUGGCAGAGCGGAGCGUGAUGUCUGAAGCGAUGGUGCUGAGGGGCGUGAGGGGCCUGCAGCAGUGCUAUGCGGGCCUGCAGCCCCCGGCCGUGCAGCCCCUGCGCUUCUGGCCCGUGGCCUACAGCCUCCCUCCUCUGCACUCGCUGCUCAACAGCAUCAUCCGGAGAUUCCGAGAGCGCAUCAGCCUGGACCCCGACACGGCCCACCCCAGCCUGCGCGUGUCCCAGGACCUCCAGUCGGUGACCUGCGUGAGGGAGAGGUCCAAAGGGGAUGGCGACCCCUGGCCCUGGGAUGACACCGCCCAGCUGGUGGUCCUGGGCCGGGAGGGCUUCGCCUCUGGCUGCCACUACUGGGAGGUGCAGGUGGGUGUCAAGCCCGAGUGGGCCGUGGGCGUGUGCAGCGUGGUCCCUUCUGCGCAGACCUCGCGGCCUCUGGCGGCUCCCAAGAGAUGCUGGACGCUGCAGCUGCAAGACGGCGACUACCUGGCCCUGAGAAUGGAGGUGUUGGCAACACUGGCCAAAAUGCAGGCAGAGCUCAUCUGUCCCAUCUACCUGGACUACUCAGUCAUCAUCGACUUGGAGCACAACUUCUGUGACUGCUGCAUAAGCCUCUCACGAAAGGACAUGCAGGACAGAUACUAUUGCCCUGUCUGCGGGCAGCCCCACCAGGAGAAGAGUGUCAGUGCCAUUGCCCAGCUGGGCAGGCUGGUUGACCUGGCCAAGUUCACUACCGCUCCAAAAUGCUCACGUUGUUUUCCCUCCCACUCUAAGGUGCUGAGUCUUUCCACCUCAGAGGUGUUCAAUAGUCCUGCUUUGGAGCAGCAAUAG